AUGGAACAAGAAACCAACGUGCGCAUCGUGACAGACCUGGGCAAGUCACUGGUCUUCAUCGGAUCGCACACCAAGGAUUGCAUCCACAAGGCCAAGGGAAAGCUGGACGUCCUGCUGGCCAGUAAAAACAUGGCCCUCCUCUCUUUUCGAAAUGACCAUGUCCUUUUUACUGACAACUACGUCGAUGAGAAACUCCGUCCAGGUUUCAUGGUUGAUCUCCGAUACAUGACCAAUAUUCACCCAAGACUUACCUCGUCGACAUUGCUCGAUCCAGCGACUGUCAGAAGGCUGGACGGGGCUUAUUCGCGCAUGUAUGAACAAGGAGUUUCUCUGCGGCUAUGCCCCUACAGUCACAAGAAAAAGUGGCAUGUCUCCCUUCUUGGCCCUCACAUUCCGGAGCCAAAGACACAGCAGAGAUACGUUUUGAGCAGCCGUCCGACCAUGCUUGAGAAGGACUCAGAUGAGCGCCCUAUUACAGCGCCGGUGUCACAAGUACAAGCGAGAGCCACAACUACUGAGAGCCGGGUGGUUAGCUGGAUGGAAGGUCUCUCGAUAGCGCCCAGCUCUGAGCUUCGCAACAAUGAUCUCUCAGCUGAGCCCUGUGUGCACCCAUUCGACCUUGAGCAAGAUAUUUUGGGUCCUCUAGUCGACGUUCCUGCGAUAUCCACUACCGCCAGUGCAACGGAACUCAUAGAUAUGGACAGUCCUAGUGGUCUCGAUGAGGCGGCUCUGAAUACACCUGUUCGUCCGCCUCAGGAUAUUGUGGAAGUCCCAGCUCCACCGCUUAUUACCGUCGCUCCUAGUGGUGAAAGUGGCCAUUCUCAGCAUUCUGGGUCGACUACAAGCUCCUUGAUGGAAUUCAGCGAUGAUGAUGUACCUACCCCGACACCUUUUAAAUAUCACGAUGACUUCAGCACCAAACGCUUCCACGCCAUGAAACAGCAGUCUGGUCACACUGCCAAGAAGGCAACCCCUGCGCCAUCUGUCGUUUCGAAACCUGCGUCGAAGGCAACGCAGAAGACCUCAAACGCGGUGGGCAUGGCAGCUCCAAGCUGGACAUACGGCACUGUGCCUUUUGACGAGAAGCUCAACAUGGCUAUCGCAAAGCUCCUUCACAAGGCGCCUUACCGACGAGGCUGGGUUGAAGUGCGGGUAGAGUUUGGUCGUAUCCUUCUGGGAGACUGUGAUGAGAGCGCUCUGUCGUUCAAUUCUGGACAGUCUGCUGCCGACGGCUGGGAUAACCAAGUUGUUGUGUAUAUGUUGGAACAAGCCUCCCGGAAACUCGACACGGACAAGAGGCGCAAGGAUCUUCGAUUCACCAAAAUCCUCACCACCCAUGGAUGCGAUGCUGAGGCGCUUCUCAACAUGUGGAAUGAUGGCAAGCAGAUUUGGAAUCCGGAGCAGCGCAAGGUUGACAUCACAUACGUUAUUCAUUGCGAGAUGAAGCGCAAAGGGGAAGAAGAGUCGUAUCGAUUUGCUAUUGAGGCACGCCAGAACGAUACCGACUGUUCUGUGAUGGUCAAGCCUUUCCACCCUAUACAUGAUGGCGAUGGAAUUGCGCCCGUUUAUGUCCAUGGCUUGAGGCACAACUGGGAUAUGCGGGUCAUGUUAUCACAUGUUGACCAUGAUGAGGUCGACAAGCGUGUCAGCCGCUUCGCCAUGGUUGUUUUUAACAGUCUUCAGAUUCGCAGGGAUAACAACGGCCCAAACCUCACCUUCUGCGUUCCCAACUACUCGGCGACUGUCACAGCUGUUAGAGCUCUCACCCGAUGGUACUACCCGAGUAUUGACAGACAAAACGAGCUUCAGAUUACCGAGGUUGAGCAGCUUGACAUGGAUACGAUCGAGGAUAUCCCCAACGCCGCUCCAGGAGAGAAAACCAAGAGGAUUCAUGCCCACCCACGCCUUCCAAAAGCCUGUCAAAUCAAGCAGCGCCAGGGUGACUUUGAGCGCUGGUACGAGGCCGCAGUGCUCUCGACCCAACUACAAGAAUCUUGUCAGAUGAACUCUGGGCUCAAACUUGGAGAUGCGGCCGCGUGGAGUCCAGAGGAGAUGUAUCGAUAUGGUGGUUUUACCACCCUGUAUGGUCCUGCUAUUGCCAUGCUCAAACAAAUGGACAAGAUUGGUCAAAAUGAAGACAACAAUCUCUCAGGGGUGUUUGGAGACCUGCUGAAGCGGGCGAACGACCCCCCGCCUGGUGUUCCUGGGUCUUCUGGGCCUUCCAAUCAGCACUUGCGACCGUACCCCCACAGCCGUGGUAGCAACACUGGUUUUUUAUCUCGAGACGUGCGGUCUGCUUCGACCAAUGCGGCCUCGAGAACAACGACUGUGAGGAGCGAGAAGGGAGAGGCGGGUGAGAUAUGGUGA
Molecule: messenger RNA, 2367 nt
Organism: Podospora anserina S mat+
Lineage: Eukaryota; Fungi; Ascomycota; Sordariomycetes; Sordariales; Podosporaceae
Exons: 4
Coding region: 1-2367 (788 amino acids)
Source: RefSeq, a predicted model, not a curated record